Anopheles coluzzii is the source of this 2110-nucleotide messenger RNA. It is a transcript of the gene Rab39, whose product is annotated as ras-related protein Rab-39B. NCBI's taxonomy places the organism in Eukaryota, Metazoa, Arthropoda, Insecta, Diptera, Culicidae. The transcript has 3 exons. Gene Ontology annotation, molecular function: GTPase activity; GTP binding. The record is from RefSeq and is a predicted model, not a curated record. Bases 1151 to 1810 code for a protein of 219 amino acids. Gene Ontology annotation, biological process: Rab protein signal transduction. Gene Ontology annotation, cellular component: Golgi membrane.
CUGCGCCUGUCAAAAGCGUUGCAUUGUUGACCAAAACAACUCCGCAGAAAAUUUCGGUGUGGAAAUUUUCUGAUAAGCUGGAAAAUAAUAAAUUCCCAAUCCGGUACGUUCCGCGGGUGUGCGUGCUCGUGUGUUCGUGUGUGUGUGUGCUAUUUUCGCGACGUGUAGAAAACAGGUGUUUGCUGUGAUUGUGUGCUUCUGUGAGCCUCCCGACCCGACGGAUCAUCGCUCCCCGCUAACAGAUAAAGGGAGCCUGCGGGACCAGCUGAGCCAAACGGAGCGAUAGUGUGUGUAUGUGUGUCAGAAAGAGAGUGUGAGAGAGAGAGAAAGCGAGGCCCGGGACGGGCAGGAGGUCCACACACACACACACACACACACACGCUCGUGUUUAUGUAAUUUAUGCUCAUAUCUCCCGGAGCUGUCACGAAAACGCCCGUUCCCCCGUGCACACAAAGCGCAUUCCCGAUAAAGGCAAAGGCAACGCUGUACUACAAGCCCGGCCAGCCGUCGUGCGCUUUUGUGUUCUGCUGCUGUUUGUCAUCCUCCCUUCCCCCCCCUCCCCUCUGUCCCGCAGUUUCUCCGCCGUAAGCAACCGGCCAGUCGUGUGCGUGCGUGUGGCGUGAGAUGCGUUACGGAAGCGGGUAGAGCGAGCGGGACAGCGAGCGAGUGCAAGCGUAGAGCACCAAGACGCAACCGACAGUGGCUGAGGGGCGGACGGUGCAUUUCUGAUAAGCUGAACGACCUCUGACUUGCCCUAAAACGGCCUGGGUCCGAGAAGGUUCUAACGUGCCGUGUCAACCGUACGGCCCUUCUACGAUCGCCACACGCCUAGGGUUGAGGCAGCUCACGGUCGCUAUCCAAUAGUGCGGAACAGCUGAUACACCAACCACACACACACACACACACACACACACGGACAAAAAAUCCCCCCAGUCAGUCCAAUCGGAAAGCAACAUGCGCUUGGUUUAAGGUCACACGCGCGUCCACCCAAUCAACCUCCCAUUCGCGCGCGCCCACGCGUGUGUAUGUGUGUGUGUGAUCAGCACGAUCAGCAUUGUCACCCAGCCGGCCCAACCCGGGGCCCAACAUCAACCCCUUGAGUUGCCCUAGUACGCAGCAUCCCAGCAAGAGCCGCUCCACUUAGCACAGCAUGGUGGAACCGAUGUUCGAUUACCAAUUCCGGCACAUUCUCAUCGGGGACAGCACGGUCGGCAAGUCGUCGCUGCUCAAGUACUUUACCGAUGGCAAAUUUGCAGAGCUCUCCGAUCCGACGGUAGGGGUCGAUUUCUUUGCGCACCUGAUCGAGGUGAUGGACGGCACCCGGAUCAAGCUGCAGCUGUGGGACACGGCCGGCCAGGAGCGGUUUCGCUCGAUCACCAAAUCCUACUACCGGAACUCGGUCGGCGUGCUGCUCGUGUACGACAUCACCAACCACGCCAGCUUCGAGCACAUCCCGCUGUGGAUGAUGGAGGCGAAGCGGCACAUCGAGCCGCACCGGCCGGUGUUUGCGCUGGUCGGCUGCAAGCUCGAUCUCGUCACGAGCGGGGCGCAGCAGCGCGAGGUGAGCAUCGAGGAGGCGCGCACGUUCGCCGAGCAGCACGGGCUGAUCUUCGUGGAGACGUCCGCCCGGUCCGGCAUGAACGUGCGGGAGGCGUUCACGCUCGUCACGCAGGAGGUGUACAACCGGAUCAAGAGCGGCGAGUACAAGGUCGAGGACGGCUGGGACGGCAUCAAGAAGGGCUUCAUGCGGCCGAACAAUCUCGACUUCAACCUGGUGGUGGCCGAAUCCGCCCGAAGUACCUGCUGUUAGUUGGGUCGGUUUUGGGGCGGGCGGGUAAACCUAUUUUUUUUCUUUCCAAUCCCGCCACUUCUGUGACACACCGCUCCGUACGCACCUUCCCGUAAGCGUACGUGGUACACACAGACACACACACAUACACACAUACAUUCAAGCGCGUGCGGCACCAUCCUUUGAGCGGUGCGAUCCAAAGAAUCAAAACAGAUGCGCAAUUUAGGUAAAAUCGGCAUCGAAUGGGGUAUAACGGACGGUUUGAAUCCUGGCUUCCCGCUCUUCCUCGAGGAACGUGCUCGCUGGGGGUGGGGGUGUGGG